Messenger RNA from Pseudo-nitzschia multistriata, 2549 nucleotides. The record is from the annotation of a GenBank genome assembly. Lineage: Eukaryota; Bacillariophyta; Bacillariophyceae; Bacillariales; Bacillariaceae.
CUUGAAUUCUAUGACUCGAAACAUGAAAAGGGCAACCAAUUUCAAUGCUGCACGUUCUGUAAUCAAUCACGCUUGUUGGCUAGAACAAGAAGAGCAAGAUAGACCUUUCGACUUUCCGGUCGUAUACAAGUCAAUAGUAGUGCUGCAUAGCGGACACAUUGUAGUGCAAUAGUAUUGACCAACAGCGAAGACAUUAUCAUAAAGCAUGUCGUUGUCAUUUUCGUCUCCAAGCCCUGGAACGAAACGCCGAUUUCCACUACCUAAUACCAAUCCUAGUGCCAACGAUACUACAGCCGACAACUGUAGAAUAAAAUGCAAUGAUAAGGACAACCGCAGAAAGUGGAAUAAUCCUAAMAACGAGGAUAUCGAGGACAAUAAGCACCCGAAUAACUAUAACGAAACACMAUUUUCUCCUCUCGGCAAUCCAACCCUGCUCGGGCAGCUAAAUCCAYACAUCGAAUCRUCGUCCAACGAUCAAAACGGACGAGACGCGAGUCUCGAUCCUCUUCACUAUCCACAACAACACAUKGAAUYACCACCGGGGGAAUUGCCAGAAGCAGAAGGAAUACCUCAUCACCUAAUGUCCGAGGGAASUGGUGAAAUGAUACAGAAUCGGCAUCUUUUCGUUUUGCCGGUCUUGCUGYUGGAGUUUUUGGCCAUUGCCCUGACAAGAGCUGUCCUGCCAAGYAUWUUGAUAGAAGAAUAUGGAUCAAACGUCUAUGUGGUCCUAGGUGUUGCAGAUUGCAUAAGAGGGAUACUCGCCUUUUUUGCUUGCCCCAUGUUUGGGAAACUAUCGGAUGUCUUGGGACGAAAAAUAUGUUUGUUUGUCACCGUCCUGGGAAGCUGUGCACCGAUUUGUUCCCUUGCAUUUUUCAASUGGGACAGCGAAGAACGAACUGCAGCUGCAGCAGAGGAUCUUCUGAAUGAAACGGUUUCGACUAUCGUGGCACCUGAUACUAGUACUGCCAUUUCUUCUGCUUUGCCACCAAUGGCUAUCCCGCUGUUCGUCGUGCUUUUGAGUCUCUCGGGCAUAUUUUCAUCGACCUUUCCAUUGGUCUUCGCCUACAUWAGUGAUUCGGUACAAGAACGAAACGAACGAGUCACUGCAUACGGYUUGGCCCUGGCUACUUUUGGGUUGAGCUUUACGAUUGGUCCCAUGGCGGGUGGAUACCUSGCCAAUAGCAAGACAGACUAUGUGUUUCGAUGUUCACUUGGUCUGACCAUUCUAGAUCUGCUAUAUAUUUACGUGAUCCUACCGGAAUCAACGGCGCCAAGAAUUGUCAUGUUCUCAUCGAACAGGGACGCCACUGCUACUACGGCAUCACGUUCUUCGGAUGCCUCGUCGUUCAAAUCGGCGUCACGCGCCACCAGAAAGAUGUUGCUGGAGGUUGCGGAUUCGAUUUCUUGGAAUCCCUGGGAUUCGAUCUGGCUCGUUCUACAUGAUCCCUUUUUGAGAAAAGUGGGCCAGGUCGCCUUUUUCUACUAUACGGGGCUAUGGGCCGUCAUUUCCACCCUAUCGUUGUACGCUGUUCAGCACUUUAAAAUGACACCGCAAAUGCUUGGUGAAUUGAUGUCGGCCCUCGGAUUGUCUACAAUGGUAGCUGAAGCUGUCCUAGUUCGAUUCAUGGUACCCCUYGUUGGAGAAAAACRAGCCAUUCGGAUCGGACUGGUCAGUUUCGGUCUGCAAUGUUUUGUGCUCGGGGCCGCGAAUCAGUCCUGGCAGCUCUUUUUCUGCGUUGGGCUGUCACUCCUGGGGAACUUGGUGUACCCCAGUUUGUCGAGUUUGGUAAGCGGCAUUGUGGAACCCAAAACCGUCKGAGAAGCCCUCGGUGCAAUAAAUGGAAUCAAAGCCCUGACAGAGGGUUUGGGUCCCUUGAUCUUCGGUACUCUAAUGACUUUUUCGGAACACACGGCAUUCCCGGGAUCUCCCUACUGGYUGGCGGGAAUACUCGUUUUUGUUGCCCACCACUUGGCAGACAAGUUACCCGCGAACAGCGAAUCUGAGCUUGCUCUUUCUUCCUUUUCGUACCCGGACGAGCCAAGCAUGAUUUCCCCACCAGAAAAGGAAUACAUCCACGAACUAGAAUUCAAACGACGAUAUCCACGCAGCGGAUCGACACGGAAGCGACACCAUGCUUCCGCAGAGGACAACGAUGAUUGCCUGUCAGCCAUGUUUCCCACGCAAUCUCGGGACGACGAUGACGAAGAAUACCAAGGUCUMUUGAGCGAAAUUGAUGAGGAUUCGGAUGAUAAGGAAUUGGAAGAAGUUCACGUUAUACCUUCCACCGCCGUCAUUGACGAAACCGAGCAAGAGGUACAUUCCUUCGCGAUAAAACCGGUUUGAAGAUAAUGCAAGUCGUUGAUUUUUAGAAAAUUCAGUUAUUUCUAUUUGAACGCAGCUAUUUGUAAUUAGACGGUGAUAUGCAAACAAGGCAUUGGACUAUGGACUGAAAUCAUACUUAUCUUCCAUCGACAACGUCUUYAUGCAUCAUACUUGCUUCAAAGUCUACAUCUCAAUAUUUUUACACCGMAUCUAGCUUAAUUCACCU